Molecule: messenger RNA, 4108 nt
Organism: Manis javanica (Malayan pangolin)
Lineage: Eukaryota; Metazoa; Chordata; Mammalia; Pholidota; Manidae
Source: RefSeq, a predicted model, not a curated record
UCGCCAGUCGCACCGGGCUUGGACGCUUGGGAAGACUUUGUUAGAAGAGGAGGCGGGGAGAGAGUGUUGCGCCCCUGCCAACCUCCCUCUUCCCCUGGAGUCACCGUACCACGGCGCAGCCAAUUGGCUCAAGAGAUGUGGCUGGUGGCCGCUUCCCUAUGGGUCUCUGCGGCAGUCUUCUGCCUGGUGACCGACGCCUUGGAAAUGAGGUUUAUGACGUCAUCGUUUCUGCCGACCAAUAGGAAACGCUCCCGCGGAGAGGUGUUCCUCCCCCUUCGACUGCUGCUUCACGCGCGUGAGCGAGCGGAGGGGGUGGGGGAAAUCUCGAGCACGGUGGCGCGCGUGAGCGGCGAGGCUCCUCCCUCCUGCCUAUAUAUAAAGGGCUGGCGCGAUUCUCGGCGGCGCCAUUUCGCGCUGGAGCAGAGCAACGUCCAGAACGGCUGGAGAAUUCUGCCUGCUGGUAGAGAGCCUUCGAGUCGCCAGCGGCCGCCAUUGCAAUCCACGUCCAUCCGUUUGGAUAUGGCCUGCGUCUCGGCCUAUGAUCGGUCCCGGCGGACAGUACAGACCACAUAGAAGCCCCCGAAGCUUCCCUUUUUCGGGCCCCGCCCAAUCCUCGGAGUCUGUCCACCCCCUGUACUCCGCCCUCGAGAGGAUUUCAAAGAUGGUGGCAGCGGCUCCUUAAACCACUUUUUGUGUUCAUCCGCCUCCAUCCGAGAUCGAAACGGGACCUUGUCCUAUCCGGACGGUCCCAGCAGGAAAAGGGGAUCCUUGCGGAUCAACAGAGGGCAACAUUGACGAUUCUGUUUGAGAUCUGGAGCCGUCUUACGGUUUGAAGAGUCCGUCCCCCCGCGCUCAACCGCCUCAACUGAGGCCGCCGCCAUUUUCUUGCUGUCCUCCCGGAGCGCGCCAAGCUCCCGAGAGCUUUUCGAGAAGCACUGGAGAAGACUUUUCGUGCCGGCCCAGCACGGGGGUUGUCGCCUCGAGGGCCAAGGGCUGCAGCCCACCCCGCCCCCCUUUACCGUGUUAUGCUGGACCGGACGGUAAGGGGAACCGAAGCCACCUGGGCUUUCCGCGGCUGAGGGCAGCGCCGGUUCCCCGCGGUCAAGAUGCUGCAAAACGUGACUCCCCAUAAGCUUCCUGGGGAGGGGAAUGCAGGGUUACUGGGGCUGGGCCCAGAGGCAGCAGCACCUGGAAAAAGGAUUCGAAAACCCUCCCUGUUGUAUGAGGGAUUUGAGAGCCCCACAAUGGCUUCAGUGCCAGCUUUACAACUGACCCCUGCCAACCCACCCCCCCCCGAGGUGUCUAAUCCCAAAAAGCCAGGACGAGUUACCAACCAGCUGCAAUAUCUGCACAAGGUGGUGAUGAAGGCGCUGUGGAAACAUCAGUUUGCAUGGCCCUUCCGGCAGCCUGUGGAUGCGGUCAAACUGGGUCUGCCGGAUUACCACAAAAUUAUAAAACAGCCUAUGGAUAUGGGUACUAUUAAGAGAAGACUUGAAAACAACUAUUACUGGGCUGCCUCAGAGUGUAUGCAGGAUUUUAAUACCAUGUUUACCAAUUGUUACAUCUACAAUAAGCCCACUGAUGAUAUUGUCCUGAUGGCACAAACACUGGAAAAAAUCUUCCUACAGAAAGUGGCAUCAAUGCCACAAGAGGAACAAGAGCUUGUCGUGACCAUCCCUAAGAACAGCCACAAGAAGGGGGCCAAAUUGGCAGCACUCCAGGGCAGUAUCACCACUGCCCACCAGGUGCCUGCUGUUUCUUCUGUCUCUCACUUGUAUACUCCACCACCUGAGAUACCUACGACUGUCCUAAACAUUCCCCACCCAUCGGUCAUCUCUUCUCCCCUUCUCAAGUCCUUGCACUCUGCUGGACCCCCACUCCUUGCUGUUUCUGCAGCUCCCCCAGCCCAGCCCCUUGCCAAGAAAAAAGGAGUGAAGCGGAAAGCAGAUACUACAACCCCUACACCUACAGCUAUCCUGGCACCUGGUUCUCCAGCUAGUCCUCCUGGGGGUCUUGAGCCUAAGGCAGCACGGCUUCCCCCUAUGCGUAGAGAAAGUGGCCGCCCCAUCAAACCCCCACGCAAAGACUUGCCUGACUCUCAGCAGCAGCACCAGAGCUCCAAGAAAGGAAAGCUAUCAGAACAGUUAAAACAUUGCAAUGGCAUUUUGAAGGAGUUACUCUCUAAGAAGCAUGCUGCCUAUGCCUGGCCUUUCUAUAAACCAGUGGAUGCUUCUGCUCUUGGUCUGCAUGACUACCAUGACAUCAUUAAGCACCCCAUGGACCUCAGCACUGUCAAGCGGAAGAUGGAGAAUCGUGAUUACCGGGAUGCACAGGAGUUUGCUGCUGAUGUGCGGCUUAUGUUCUCCAACUGCUAUAAGUACAAUCCCCCGGACCACGAUGUUGUGGCCAUGGCACGAAAGCUACAGGAUGUAUUUGAGUUCCGUUAUGCCAAGAUGCCAGAUGAACCACUGGAGCCAGGUCCUUUACCAGUCUCUACUGCCUUGCCCCCUGGCAUGGCCAAAUCAUCGUCAGAGUCCUCCAGUGAGGAAAGUAGCAGUGAGAGUUCUUCUGAGGAAGAGGAGGAAGAGGAGGAGGAUGAAGAGGAGGAAGAGAGUGAAAGCUCUGACUCUGAGGAAGAAAGAGCUCAUCGCUUGGCUGAACUGCAGGAACAGCUUCGGGCAGUACAUGAACAACUGGCUGCCCUGUCCCAAGGCCCAAUAUCCAAACCCAAGCGAAAGAGAGAAAAAAAAGAGAAAAAGAAGAAACGAAAGGCAGAGAAGCACCGAGGUCGAUCUGGGGUCGAUGAAGAUGACAAGGGGCCUCGGGCACCCCGUCCAUCUCAGCCAAAAAAGUCCAAGAAAGCAAAUGGCAGUGGGGGUGGCAGUACUGCUACACUAGGGCCCCCUGGAUUUGGACCUCCUGGAGGAAGUGGCGCCAAACUGCCCAAAAAGGCCACAAAGACAGCCGCACCAGCCUUGCCAACAGGCUAUGAUUCUGAGGAGGAGGAGGAAAGCAGGCCCAUGAGUUAUGAUGAGAAGCGGCAGUUGAGCCUAGACAUCAACAAAUUGCCUGGAGAGAAACUGGGUCGAGUUGUACACAUAAUCCAAGCCAGGGAGCCCUCUCUACGUGACUCAAACCCAGAGGAGAUUGAGAUUGAUUUUGAAACACUCAAGCCAUCCACACUUAGAGAGCUUGAGCGUUACGUCCUUUCCUGCCUCCGAAAGAAACCUCGGAAGCCCUACACCAUUAAGAAACCUGUGGGAAAGACAAAGGAGGAACUGGCUUUAGAGAAGAAGCGGGAACUAGAAAAGCGGUUACAAGAUGUUAGUGGGCAGCUCAAUUCUACCAAAAAGCCCCCAAAGAAAGCAAGUGAGAAAACAGAGUCCUCGUCAGCACAGCAAGUGGCAGUGUCUCGCCUCAGUGCUUCCAGCUCCAGCUCAGAUUCCAGCUCCUCCUCUUCAUCCUCCUCCUCUUCAGACACCAGUGAUUCAGACUCAGGCUAAGGGACCGGGCCAGAUGGGGCAGGAGGCUCCGCAGGACCGGACCCCUAAAUCACCCUGCCCCACCACCCAUCCCCUCCCCUGCUGUGACACUUCCGUCAUCUAACCCCCCUCCCCCCACUGUAGGAGAGCUGGCUCUGCAGCGGGGAGGGAUGCAGGGACAUUCACUGAAGGAGAGGCAUAAAUGGACAGAAGGUUGUUCCUAGUCCCACUGAAGAGUGAUCUCUUGGGUGUAGAGCCGCCAUUCAAAAUGAUGGGUGGGGCAGGGGUAGCGGGAGUGGGGAAAGGCCUUAAUGAUAAAGGGUUGCCUGAGGCCAUAGCUGCCCUGUUCACUUGUUGUAAAGGCCUUGUUUGAGGUUGGUUGUUCUAAUUUAUUUUAAGCUAGAUACGGCUGAGUAGUGUGGGGCUAUGGUCCCCUCAGCCUUUAUGGGGAGGGAAGAAGGGGGAGCUCUUUUUUUACGUUGACUUUUUUUUCUACUCUGUUUUCCCUUUUCCUUCUCCAUUUGGGGUCUCGGGGGGUUUCAGUCAUCUCCCCAUUUGGUCCCCUGGAUUGUCAUUGUUGAUUCUGACUUGUAAAUAAAGAAGAUACUAUUCAAGUUUUGAGUUAA